AUUAUAUUAAAAAACUUUUAGGUGUUGGCAUUGUAGGAAAAGAAGGAAAACAAGCUUCUUUAGCAGCUGAUGUUUCAAUAACUCAAUUUAGCUAUUUAGCAAAAUUAUUACGUGAUGGUGGUAAUGAUGUUAGCAUGAUCGAAGCAGCUGACCUUGGUGUUGGCAUUGUAGGAAAAGAAGGAAAACAAGCUUCUUUAGCAGCUGAUGUUUCAAUAACUCAAUUUAGCUAUUUAGCAAAAUUAUUACUUUGGCAUGGAAGAAAUAGUUAUAAAUGCUCAGCAAAACUUUCUCAAUUUGUUAUUCACCGAGGUCUUAUAAUAUCAGUUAUGCAAGCAGUAUUUUCUUCUAUUUUUUACUUUGCACCAAUUGCUUUAUAUCAAGGUGUAUUAAUGGUUGGAUACUCUACUAUUUAUACAAUGGCACCAGUUUUUUCAUUAGUAUUAGAUAAAGAUGUGAGUGAAGACAUAACAUUACAAUUUCCAGAAUUGUAUAAAGACUUAACAAAGGUCUAA
This is a messenger RNA of Entrophospora sp. SA101, 512 nucleotides long. NCBI's taxonomy places the organism in Eukaryota, Fungi, Glomeromycota, Glomeromycetes, Entrophosporales, Entrophosporaceae. The record is from the annotation of a GenBank genome assembly.